This is a messenger RNA of Panicum virgatum (switchgrass), 1554 nucleotides long. RefSeq names its product BTB/POZ and MATH domain-containing protein 2-like. NCBI's taxonomy places the organism in Eukaryota, Viridiplantae, Streptophyta, Magnoliopsida, Poales, Poaceae. Gene Ontology annotation, biological process: protein ubiquitination. The record is from RefSeq and is a predicted model, not a curated record. Gene Ontology annotation, molecular function: protein binding. Bases 1 to 1554 code for a protein of 517 amino acids. The transcript has 3 exons.
AUGGCGGCCGCGGCGACGGCGAUGACGGCGUCGUCGCACAGGGCAGCGUUCGUUGAAGGCACGCGCCAGUUCGACAUCGUCGGCUACAGCGCUCUCAAGGCGCUCGGCCGCAGGCACUCCGUCACCUCCGGCACCUUCCGCGUCGCCGGCCGUGACUGGGUCCUCGUCUGCCGCUUCGACCCUGCUGCCCUCUCGGACAUCGGCAACGGCGAGGCCGAGUCCAUCAUCUUCACCCCGUCCUCGUCCUCGUGCAAGCAGGCGGUUCCCGAUGCGUUCCGGAAGUGGGAGGCACGCUACGUCCGGGACGACCGCCUCCGGAUCUGCUGCACCGUCCGCGUCCUUGAGGUGGAGUCUCGCCCGACCAGCUACUGCUUCGUCGCCGCGCCGUCGCCGCCGGACACCACCCGGUGGCUCUCCGCGCUGCUGGGGAGCGGGCGGCGGGCGGUUCUGCCACAGCGGGCGGACGUGACGUUCGCCGUCGGGACCAGCAGGUUCGACGCGCACAGGCUGGUGCUCGCCGCGCGCUCGCCGGUGUUCCGGGCCAAGUUCUUCGGGAGCAGCCGGGACAGCAGGCAGCGAUGGUUCAGGGUCCACGACGUGGGGGCUCCCGUGUUCGGGGCCAUGCUCCGCUUCAUCUACACCGACGAGCUGCCCCCGGAGGCGGCGGCGCCGGCCACGGCCCACGACCUGCUGGUGGCCGCCGACCUGUACGACCUGGAGAGGCUGCGGCUCAUGUGCGAGAGGACGCUGUGGGAGAGCGUCCUCGCCGACGGCGUCUCGGCCGCCCUGUCGGUGCUGCUGCGCGUGAACGGCCGGCACAGCUGCCGCCAGCUCGAGGACCUGUGCGUGGGCUCCGUCGCCGGCGCCUGGGAGGCCGCGACGGCGACGGACGAGUACAGGGAGCUCAAGGCCAGCUGCCCCGCCCUUCUCAACGAUAUCCUCGAGAAAGUGGUGGUGAGCCGCCGCCGUCUCGGAUCUGGCCCGCCGCCACCGAGCCCACCGUCGUCGGAGAAGAUGAGCGCGUCGACGUACAGGUCGUCGGACGUGUGGAGAGGCAUGCACGAGUUCACAAUCUUUGGGUACAGCGGCGUGCGGAGGGUGCACAGCGCGGCAGGCGACUUCAUCUCCUCCGGCACCUUCGAGGUCGGCGGCCACGAGUGGCGCAUCCUCUACUACCCAUCGGGCUACGACGAUUACCAGAGCGACAACGUAGCCGCCCUCCUGCAGCUGGUGACGGGCCCGGCCGAUGUCAGCGUCACCAAGGAGGUGGCCGGGACCUUCAUCAUCGGAAACCAUCAUGAUAACUUGGACGACGGCGCCAUGGUCGAUUUCUUCCACGACUUCACGGAUGACAGCUUGGAGAAUGGCAGCAUCGUCGAGCUGGCCGGCGUGGAUGAUGUCAAGUCAAUGCACGUUGGUCGAGACGACAGCCUCACGGUGAUGUGCGCGUUCGAGUUCGGAGUCCGCGUCGCAAGACGCAACCACGACGGGCACCGCCGCCGCCGCCCGGGAGACGGUCGUCGUGCCGCCGCCCAACAUCGCCUGGCACCUUGA